This is a messenger RNA of Osmerus eperlanus (European smelt), 3734 nucleotides long. It is a transcript of the gene ints8, whose product is annotated as integrator complex subunit 8. The transcript has 27 exons. Gene Ontology annotation, cellular component: integrator complex. Bases 458 to 3439 code for a protein of 993 amino acids. The record is from RefSeq and is a predicted model, not a curated record. Lineage: Eukaryota; Metazoa; Chordata; Actinopteri; Osmeriformes; Osmeridae. Gene Ontology annotation, biological process: snRNA 3'-end processing.
AUUUUAUUGGGCUAAAUAUUUACAAGGUUUAUCUUGAUCAUGACAGAAUGAGGGCGGUACAAACUUUUUGAAGUCGUAACCGGACGUGACGUCAGGAUGUGACGUCUAAGAAGUUCCGUCAGACAGUGAAACACAAACAUCUUGUGAAUUAUACAUCUUGGAAUAAUAUUCAUAAACCAUGCUUCCUGCAUUUGUUUAAAGACACUUUUAAGUAAGCUUUCGAGUUUGCAAACAUAAGCUCCCGUUUUAUUUGAAUGAAUGCCAGAGUCUGAGAGACAAAAGAGCACUAUGCGUGUGUUGUGGACGUUCCCGGUAUCAGUUUGUGCUAACUAGCGAGCCAGUUAGCCUAACAAGGAAGACAGGAUUCCGUUCGUGCCUACCCAUACACGUGCAUUUGAUCAUUGUCUCCUUAUAUCAAAACAAUCUCCAGUACAGUGGUCUGACUCAGUCUUAGAAAAUGAGCGCCGAGGCGGUGGACCGUGUGGCCGUGAGCGGUAGCCGACCAAGCACUCCUCCUCAGGUCUCCUGGUUUGAGUUCCUCCUGGAUGAGUCGCUACUGGAGAGUCACCUGCUGAAGCCAAGAUCAGACCCAGCACCGGUACAGCUCAUCAUUCAGUUCCUUGAACAGGCUACCAAGCCUUCGGUAAACGAGCAGAACCAAGUGCAACCUCCCGCAGACAACCGCAGGAACCGCACUUUGAAGCUGCUAGCUCUCAAAGUAGCAGCUUUCCUGAAGUGGGAUCUGGACGUGCUGGAGAAAGGCUUGACUAUCCCAGUGUUGAACAUGUUACUGAACGAGCUCCUGUGUGUGAGCAAGGUCCCCCCUGGGGUGAAGCAUGUGGACCUGGACCUCUCCACUCUGCCCCCCACCACAGCCAUGGCUGUCAUCAUCUACAACCGCUGGGCGAUCAGAACCAUCGUGCUGAACAGUUUCCCAGAGAAGCAGGCCAAGCCUGGGCCUCAUCAGAUGAACAUGUUGAAUAUCGUGCAGCAGGAGAAGGAGCUGACAGAGAAUAUCCUGGGAGUGCUGAAGGAGCAGGCGUCAGACUCCAUCAUGGUGCUAGAGGGAGCUCUGGGGCUCAAGAAGGACCUGUACGUCCACACCGUGAGGACCCUGGACCUGCUGGCCGCCGACCCCAGCACUUCCAACGGAGAGACAGAGUCCUCCACUGCCGGCCUCCGUAUCAGCGCUGACGAGCUGCACUGUCAGGUGCACUAUGACCUGGGGGGGAUCUUCUUCCAGCAAGGCUGCACAGACCAACAGGCCUACGAGAAGGCCAGGGACCAGUUCAGACAGACCAGGGAACUGCUGCUGAAGCUGGACACAGCGCUGCACUGUCACCUGGACGAGCAGCGCCUGGCGGGGUACUGGAACGCAUGCAGGGCCCUGACGUCUGACCCCAGUGACACCCAGCUCAGCCCCUACGGACAGAUCAACAGCCUCAUCAGAGCCCACAACCACCAGGCACUAAUAGAGGCAUUCAUCAAAGACAACAUAUCUCGCAGCUUGCCCAAUUAUUUCAGACAGUCUGUCCUGAGAGAGUUCCUGCAUAAAGUCCAGCAGGGUGAGCGGGGCCUGGACGAGGUGUGUGGCAGGCUGUGUGUGUGUAACGCCGUGCGGGACGCCCUGCAGGGGGAGCUGCUCAGCGUGCGCUUCCUGCGCCUGCUGCUGAAGCCCAGCAGGAGCCUGGUGGACUUCAUCCUGGAGGUGUGCACAAAGUCGUUAGACCAGGAGCGCCAGACAGAGACUUCCAGAAGGAACAUGGCCAUCUUUCUCAGGACCCUGUGUGAGAACCUGGAGGAGCUGCCCCUGGUGUUUGUGGUGUCAUCCCACAAGCUGUUCCUGGAGCUGCUGCGGGAGGAGGAGAGGAAGGCCCUGGUGGAGCAGAUGAGGAAGCGCUCAGCCACCGUCAACCUGAGCGCUAAGCCCCUCCCUUCCUUCUACGACAUCCCCGCCUCGGCCAGCGUGAACAUGGGCCAGCUGGAACAGCAGCUCAUCCUGUCCCUGGACCCUCGCAGGAUCCGCCAGAUCCUCAUCGAACUGCACGGCAUUGCCCAGCGGCCCUUCUGGAGGGUCAACGCCAAGUGGGAGGUUCCUCCUGACUACAUCAACGUGAUUCUCAGCAUCAAAGACAACCUCACCAAGGACUUGGUGUACAUCCUGAUGGCUAAAGGUCUCCAUUGCAUCACCAUAAAGGACUUUGGCCACGCGCGGCUGCUGUUCUCCGCCUGUCUGGAGCAGGUGACUGAGUUCUCCCCCAAGCUGCGGCAGGUGAUGCUGAACGAGAUGCUGCUGCUGGAGGUGCGCGCCCAUGAGAGCGCCGCUGCCGAGGGCUGCAGGGACAGACCCCCGCCUGACCUGGCCAGCAGGGUCCGGGGAUACCUGGAGAUGAGGAUUCAUGACCUUCCGCUCAGACAGGUGGUGGGAGAGCAGUGUGUGGCGUUCAUGCUGAACUGGAGAGAGAACGACUACCUCACCCUCCAGGUGCCCCAGUCUCUGGUCAUGAACAACCCCUACAUCAAGCUGGGACAGCUGCUGGCCUCCACUUGUAAGGAGCUCCCAGGUCCUAAAGAGAGCCGGCGCACAGCUAAGGAGCUGUGGGAGGUGGUGGUGCAGAUCUGCAGCGUGUCUCUGCAGCACAAGAGAGCCAGCGACAGCCGUGUCUGCCUCAUCAAGCAGAGGGAUUCCACCAUGGGCAUCAUGACCAGGAGCAAAUUCAUCACGUUUGUCAAGAAGUUGAGGGAGCCCCUGGUUCUGACCACCCUCAUCUCCCUGCUAGUGCGACUGCACAGCAUGGUUCGGGAUGAUAUUGUUAAUGAAGUGACAGCUGAACACCUCUCCAUCUGGCCUGCCUCUCUCUCCAACAUUCAGGCGGUGGAUGUGGAAGCUGUAGCGGUGACUGUGAAGGAACUGGUCUCCUACGCUCUGACUCUGAACCCCAACAGCCAGUCCUGGAUCGUCACACAGGCAGACAUUUACUUUGUUACUAACCAGUACUCUGCUGCCCUGCACUACUACCUGCAGGCUGGGGCGGUCUGUUCCGACUUCUUCACCAAGACCGUCCCCAGUGACGUGUACAGCGACCAGGUCCUGAAGAGGAUGAUCAAGUGUUGCUCGAUGAUGAACUGCCACACACAGGUUGCUGUGCUCUGCCAGUUCUUAAGAGAGGUGGACUACAUGACAGCUUUCAAAGCUCUUCAAGAACAAAACAGCCACGAUGCCAUGGACACGCUGUACGACUACAUCUGGGAUGUGACCAUCCUCGAGUAUCUCACCAACAUCCACCAUAAAAGAGGUGAAAGUGAGAAGAGACAAAUAGCUAUCCAGGCUAUUGGCCAGACGGAGCUGAACGCCAGCAACCCCGAGGACGUCCUUCAGCUGGCGGCUCAGAAGAGGAAGAAGAAAUUCCUACAAGCGAUGGCAAAGCUUUAUUUUUAGACAAAAAAUCCAGACCCAACUAUAAUUUCAACGUUUUCUUUUUUUCUUUUCUUUUUUUGGGGGGAAAAUGUUUUUCAGAAUAAAUAGUUCUGUUAAUCUAUGGUUUUGGUGUUUUCCAUUUGUACAUGUUCUAUGCAGUUUUAGUUCCUGUGGCCUGUAAUACUUGCUGAGGUAUAGUAUCCUUCGUAAGUCCGGCUAGACAAGCUUUGGUGAGCUGGCGAGGAUGAUGAUGUUGGGAAACUCGCAAACAUCAAACAAUCGAGUAGUAAGUAAGAACAGGAGAAAGAACAGCGCU